AAAAAAACGAGAUCUAUAAACAAACAUUCCCAAAUGUUUUCAUCACUCUCAAACCACUGUUCACCACAUUCAAUGGAUUGCGGGAUCUACUCAAGCUCUUCUUCUGAAAAUCCUAGAGACCACUUCCAAUUCCUUGAUCUCUUUCCUAACAUCACUCAAAACCCUAAUAACAACAAUACCCUAAUCGAACCUUUACCGCUUAUCGAUAGGAUCAACUUAAACUCAAACCUAAACCUAAAAUCGAGGCCAUCGUAUGUUGGCGAAGGAGAUGACGAGGUAGAAGAUGAAGAGAACGUUGUAGUGGAUGUGAGCUUACACAUUGGCCUUCCUGGUUCCGGUAAUUCAAGCAAUGGGAAAGAGAUCGUCACUUACGAUGCCGGAAAAGACAUUGAAAAUGAAGUUUCCGGCAAGGCAUAUUGGAUUCCGACGGUGGAUCAAAUUAUAAUAGGCUUCACUCAUUUUUCUUGCCAUGUAUGCUUCAAGACAUUCAAUCGCUACAACAAUCUUCAGAUGCACAUGUGGGGCCACGGUUCACAAUACAGGAAAGGACCAGAGUCACUGAAAGGGACUCAGCCAAGAGCCAUGCUAGGCAUCCCUUGUUUCUGCUGCGUUGAAGGGUGCAGGAACCACAUCGAUCAUCCUCGGUCCAAGCCACUCAAAGACUUCCGAACGCUCCAAACGCACUAUAAGCGCAAACACGGCCAAAAACCUUAUGCGUGUCGCAUUUGCGGUAAGCUCUUGGCAGUUAAGGGAGAUUGGCGAACUCACGAGAAGAACUGUGGGAAACGUUGGGUUUGUGUUUGCGGUUCCGAUUUUAAACACAAACGCUCCCUUAAAGACCAUGUUAAGGCUUUUGGACCUGGUCAUGGGUCUUAUCCGACCGAUUUGUUUGAUGAGCACGCCUCAUACUCUUCUGUCUCUGAAACGCUCUUUUAA
Brassica oleracea var. oleracea is the source of this 936-nucleotide messenger RNA. RefSeq names its product protein TRANSPARENT TESTA 1. Gene Ontology annotation, biological process: anatomical structure development; regulation of gene expression. Gene Ontology annotation, cellular component: nucleus. The transcript has 2 exons. The coding region runs from base 34 to 936 and encodes 300 amino acids. The record is from RefSeq and is a predicted model, not a curated record. NCBI's taxonomy places the organism in Eukaryota, Viridiplantae, Streptophyta, Magnoliopsida, Brassicales, Brassicaceae. Gene Ontology annotation, molecular function: DNA-binding transcription factor activity.